Paramecium sonneborni is the source of this 2863-nucleotide messenger RNA. Lineage: Eukaryota; Ciliophora; Oligohymenophorea; Peniculida; Parameciidae. The record is from the annotation of a GenBank genome assembly.
AUUUCCAAUGGCUAUUACUCAAUCUUUUUUUUCAAACACUUAGGAUACAAAGUUUCCUACUUGGUGUUAUGAAAAAUGUUGUUGCGAUAAUUAAUCGAUCACCUAUUCAGCUCAUCUUAACAUUUAAAUAAAUAAUGGUAAAUGGAAAAAGAAACUUCUCUUUAUAAUAAACGACUAUCUGAUAACUAAGACAAAAUAAGUAAACUAUAUAACUAUUUUUAGAAUAACUUAAAAUGGAUAUGUUAUCUAAACUCGACAUUAAAAGUUGUAAAGAAUCCAAGAGAGUAAACAAGUACUCUCUUCCUAUCAUAAAGUGAGAAUCAAAUAACUAUAAAUGGAGAUGUUGAAAACUUACUAAAAACAAUUAAACGAUAUACAAUUUAGGAGGAAUUUAAGUUGAAAUUCUAACUCAUAAAAAAAAUAGGAUAAGGUGCCUUUGCAGAGGUAUUUUCGAUUUAUAUAUAAUUUUAGGUUUAUUCAGCCAAGAAUAAAUAAUCAGAGGAUUACUUUGCAGUAAAGAUGUUCGAAAAAUCAUAUUUAAAAUCGAACUUAGACUUAUAAUCAUUACAAAAAGAAAUUAAAGUAUUACGAACAAUAUAUCAUGAAUCUUGUGUGAUAUUAUUAGAAUUAUAUGAAACACCAUGUUAUAUCUAUAUAGUAAUGGAAUUAUUAAAGGGUGGAAAUCUUAGUCAGUACCUAGAUAAGUACACACCUCUUUCUGAAAAAUAGACAGCAUAAAUUGUCUAUAAUUUAUUGAUAUCUCUUAAUCAUAUAAAUAAUUUUGGAAUUUUUCAUCGAGACUUAAAACCAGAUAAUAUAAUUUUUCGUGAAAAAGGUAAUUUGGAUUCUCUCUGUGUAACUGAUUUUGGAUUGGCUGAUUUCUAUAAUAAAGAAGCCAAAUAUUUAUUCAGUAGAUGUGGUAGUGUUGGAUUUGUUGCUCCUGAAAUUUUACAUGAUUGUGCUUAUGAUUUAAAAAUUGAUUUAUAUAGUAUUGGAAUUAUUAUGUUUUGUGCUUUAAGUGGAUCACAACCAUUUGAAGGUAAUUCAAUGUAGAAAGUUCAAUAGAAUUAUAAAGGAGAAGUUAAUACUAAUAAUUUAAAUAUGAGUUCAAAGGGUUAAUAAUUUAUAAAUAGUUUACUUUAACCUAAUCCUUAAAAAAGAAUAGAUUUAUAAUAAGCAUUGACUCAUUCUUGGUUUUUAGAAUAAAAUUUAAGUAAUAGAAAAGGAUUUAAAUUAAAAAGUAAGAAAUAAUCAAUAAUGAAUUAAAAUAUAAUGUUAACUCCUCCUUUAGGUAGAAAUAGUCCUUGUUCAACACCAAGAUAACCUAGAAGUCCUAUGACUAAUCCUACAUAAUAAUCUUCUUUUUUAAUGAANCAAAGUUUCCUACUUGGUGUUAUGAAAAAUGUUGUUGCGAUAAUUAAUCGAUCACCUAUUCAGCUCAUCUUAACAUUUAAAUAAAUAAUGGUAAAUGGAAAAAGAAACUUCUCUUUAUAAUAAACGACUAUCUGAUAACUAAGACAAAAUAAGUAAACUAUAUAACUAUUUUUAGAAUAACUUAAAAUGGAUAUGUUAUCUAAACUCGACAUUAAAAGUUGUAAAGAAUCCAAGAGAGUAAACAAGUACUCUCUUCCUAUCAUAAAGUGAGAAUCAAAUAACUAUAAAUGGAGAUGUUGAAAACUUACUAAAAACAAUUAAACGAUAUACAAUUUAGGAGGAAUUUAAGUUGAAAUUCUAACUCAUAAAAAAAAUAGGAUAAGGUGCCUUUGCAGAGGUAUUUUCGAUUUAUAUAUAAUUUUAGGUUUAUUCAGCCAAGAAUAAAUAAUCAGAGGAUUACUUUGCAGUAAAGAUGUUCGAAAAAUCAUAUUUAAAAUCGAACUUAGACUUAUAAUCAUUACAAAAAGAAAUUAAAGUAUUACGAACAAUAUAUCAUGAAUCUUGUGUGAUAUUAUUAGAAUUAUAUGAAACACCAUGUUAUAUCUAUAUAGUAAUGGAAUUAUUAAAGGGUGGAAAUCUUAGUCAGUACCUAGAUAAGUACACACCUCUUUCUGAAAAAUAGACAGCAUAAAUUGUCUAUAAUUUAUUGAUAUCUCUUAAUCAUAUAAAUAAUUUUGGAAUUUUUCAUCGAGACUUAAAACCAGAUAAUAUAAUUUUUCGUGAAAAAGGUAAUUUGGAUUCUCUCUGUGUAACUGAUUUUGGAUUGGCUGAUUUCUAUAAUAAAGAAGCCAAAUAUUUAUUCAGUAGAUGUGGUAGUGUUGGAUUUGUUGCUCCUGAAAUUUUACAUGAUUGUGCUUAUGAUUUAAAAAUUGAUUUAUAUAGUAUUGGAAUUAUUAUGUUUUGUGCUUUAAGUGGAUCACAACCAUUUGAAGGUAAUUCAAUGUAGAAAGUUCAAUAGAAUUAUAAAGGAGAAGUUAAUACUAAUAAUUUAAAUAUGAGUUCAAAGGGUUAAUAAUUUAUAAAUAGUUUACUUUAACCUAAUCCUUAAAAAAGAAUAGAUUUAUAAUAAGCAUUGACUCAUUCUUGGUUUUUAGAAUAAAAUUUAAGUAAUAGAAAAGGAUUUAAAUUAAAAAGUAAGAAAUAAUCAAUAAUGAAUUAAAAUAUAAUGUUAACUCCUCCUUUAGGUAGAAAUAGUCCUUGUUCAACACCAAGAUAACCUAGAAGUCCUAUGACUAAUCCUACAUAAUAAUCUUCUUUUUUAAUGAAAUUGGCAGGAAAAAAAAUGAGUAACUUUCAACUUGAAGAAGAUUCAAGUCCAAGAGAUAAAGAAUUAUGUAAUACUCAAUCCAAUUUUUUAAAAAAAGUUGUAAUAAGAAAAUCUAUUUUUAAUCAUUUAGAACCUCUCAAAAGACAUAAAAAAGUAGAAUGA